CGCGCGAGCCCGAGGCCGCUUCCCCGGCACCCGCGGCCAGGAGUCCCGCUGCGGCGACUGCGCGGCCCUAGGCGCGCCGGGGUUGCCUUCGGGUCGGAGCGGAGACCGCAGUCGGAGCGGCGCGGUGGCCUCCUCCGCGAGUGACGCCUGCGACGCUUCUCAGCCAGGCUUCUCAUCGACUCCCAUCCGAGAGCCUCCUCCGCGAGCCCCGGCGACGGCCGCACCGGCAGCGCGGCGGGAUGAGCGGCAGCGGCGCGGCGCCGGGCCCGGGCUCGGGGUCCUCCCCAGCCGCCUGUCGCUUCGCGCACUACUUCGUGCUGUGCGGGAUCGAUGCGGACAGCGGACUGGAGCCCGACGAGCUGGCGGUUUUGUACCAAUGGCUAGAAGCAGAUCGUCAUGGCAAGAGCCAAGAGACUGCAGGUACGACUUCAGGUGAGAAUUUUGACCAGAGUCCUUUGAGAAGAACCUUCAAAUCCAAAGUUCUGGCCCAUUAUCCUCAGAACAUAGAAUGGAACCCUUUUGAUCAAGAUGCAGUCAACAUGCUGUGCAUGCCUAAAGGGCUGUCUUUCAGAACACAAGCUGACAAUAAAGAUCCUCAGUUCCACUCGUUUAUAAUUACCCGGGAAGAUGGUUCUCGCACCUAUGGUUUUGUUCUCACUUUUUAUGAAGAGGUUACAAGUAAGCAAAUCUGUACAGCAAUGCAGACACUGUACCAGAUGCAUAAUGCAGAGCAAUACAGCAGUGUGUAUGCUUCAUCCUCCUGCAGUAUGGACUCACUGGCAAGUAGUAUUGAUGAGGGAGAUGCAACUUCUCUUUUAAAACUCCAGCGAUACAACUCUUACGAUAUCAACAGAGACACCUUGUAUGUAUCAAAAAGUAUAUGCUUGAUCACACCUCUCCCUUUCAUGCAAGCCUGCAAGAAAUUCCUCCUCCAGCUUUACAAGGCAGUUACCUCACAGCAGCCACCACCCUUGCCGCUUGAGAGCUACAUCCAUAACAUUCUCUAUGAGGUGCCCCUUCCACCUCCUGGGAGGUCACUGAAAUUCUACGGUGUUUAUGAACCUGUCGUCUGCCAGAGGCCUGGGCCCGGUGAGCUCCCGCUCUCUGACUACCCUCUCCGAGAGGCCUUUGAGCUCCUGGGAUUGGAGAACCUAGUUCAAGUGUUUACCUGUGUUCUGUUAGAGAUGCAGAUCCUUCUCUACUCACAAGAUUAUCAGCGUCUGAUGACUGUGGCAGAAGGCAUUACCACACUCUUGUUCCCAUUUCAGUGGCAGCAUGUUUAUGUACCCAUCCUCCCUGCCUCUCUGCUACAUUUUCUUGAUGCCCCUGUCCCUUAUUUGAUGGGUCUUCAAUCAAAAGAAGGAACUGACCGGUCUAAAUUAGAACUUCCACAAGAGGCCAAUCUGUGCUUUGUGGAUAUUGACAACCAUUUUAUUGAAUUGCCUGAAGAAUUCCCACAGUUCCCCAAUAAAGUGGAUCUUAUCCAAGAGCUGUCUGAAGUUCUUCUCCAGUUUGGGAUUCCUCCUGAGGGGAGCCUACAUUGUAGUGAGAGUGCCACCAAACUGAAGAAUAUGGUUCUGAAAGAUUUGGUUAAUGACAAAAAGAACGGCAAUGUCCCCACCAAUAACAUUAGCAUGUAUGAGUUAAUGAAGGGCAACGAAACCAUAGCCCGCCUCCAGGCUCUUGCUGAUAGGACUGGUGUGACAGUGGAAAAAAUGGACCUCACGGCUUCUUUGAGUGAAAAAGAAAAGGAUUUAAAAUUACAGUGUGAAGAGGCAGAAUUGAGGGACUACCAGCUCAACGUACAACUGCGAGAGGUCUUUGCCAGCCGCUUUAUACAGAUGUUUGCAGAUUAUGAAGCAUUUGUAAUUCAGACUGCCCAGGACAUGGAGUCCUGGCUGACCAACCGGGAACAGAUGCAGAACUUUGACAAAGCUUCUUUCCUCUCCGACCAGCCUGAGCCUUACCUGCCAUUUCUUUCACGCUUCAUUGAAACACAGAUGUUUGCCACCUUUAUUGAUAACAAAAUCAUGUCUCAAUGGGAAGAGAAAGACCCUCUGCUUCGGGUCUUUGAUUCUCGGAUUGAAAAGAUAAGAUUGUAUAAUGUAAGGGCACCUACACCCACCCUGCGGACAUCUAUAUAUCAGAAAUGCAGCAGUUUAAAAGAAGCAGCCCAGUCAAUUGAACAAAGACUGAUGAAAAUGGAUCAUACUGCAAUUCACCCACAUCUACUUGAUAUGAAAAUCGGCCAAGGCAAAUAUGAGCAAGGGUUCUUUCCAAAGUUACAGUCCGAUGUCUUGGCAUCAGGACCAGCCAAUAACAAUCGCUGGGUGAGUCGAAGUGCCACGGCACAGCGCCGGAAAGAACGGCUCCGCCAGCAUUCUGAACACAUGGGACUGGACAACGACUUACGGGAGAAAUAUAUGCAAGAAGCACGAAGUUUAGGAAAAAACAUGAGGCAACCAAAACUGUCAGAUCUCUCACCUGCUGUGAUUGCACAAACCAACUGGAAAUUUGUAGAAGGCUUACUAAAAGAAUGCAGAAUGAAGACAAAACGCAUGCUGGUAGAAAAGAUGGGACAUGAAGCAGUGGAACUGGGCCACGGAGAAGCAAACAUCACUGGCUUGGAAGAGAAUACUUUGAUUGCUAGCCUCUGUGACCUGCUGGAGAGGAUAUGGAGCCAUGGCUUACAGGUCAAGCAGGGGAAGUCUGCCUUGUGGUCACAUCUAAUUCAGUUUCAGGAUAGAGAAGAGAAGCAAGAGCAUCUCACAGAUUCACCAGUUGCCCUUGGACCAGAAAGAAGAAAAUCUGACUCAGGAGUUAUGUUACCAACACUCAGGGUCUCUCUUAUUCAAGACAUGAGGCAUGUUCAAAACAUGAGUGAGAUCAAGACUGAUGUUGGCCGAGCCCGGGCAUGGAUAAGAUUGUCUCUAGAAAAGAAGCUUUUGUCUCAGCAUCUCAAGCAGUUGCUCUCUAACCAACCACUGACCAAGAAGCUUUAUAAGCGUUAUGCUUUUCUACGUUGUGAAGAAGAAAGAGAGCAGUUUCUCUACCAUCUGCUGUCCCUCAAUGCUGUGGACUAUUUCUGCUUUACCAGUGUGUUCACCACUAUCAUGAUUCCUUAUAGAUCAGUGAUCAUUCCAAUUAAAAAGCUGAGCAAUGCGAUCAUUACAUCAAACCCGUGGAUCUGUGUCUCAGGAGAGCUAGGAGACACAGGAGUAAUGCAGAUUCCAAAAAACCUGCUUGAGAUGACUUUUGAGUGCCAGAACCUGGGAAAGCUCACUACUGUUCAGAUUGGCCACGAUAACUCUGGACUGUUAGCUAAAUGGCUAGUGGAUUGUGUCAUGGUGAGAAAUGAAAUCACAGGACAUACAUAUAGAUUCCCAUGUGGGCGGUGGCUGGGGAAAGGCAUCGAUGAUGGAAGCCUGGAGAGAAUUCUUAUUGGAGAAUUGAUGACAUCAGCUUCAGAUGAAGACCUGGGAAAGCAGUGUCGGACUCCCCCACAGCAGAAGUCUCCCACGACAACCAGGAGACUGAGUAUUACUUCACUCACAGGAAAGACUGCCAAACCCAAUGCUGGACAGAUCCAGGAAGGAAUUGGAGAAGCUGUGAACAAUAUUGUGAAACACUUUCACAAACCUGAGAAGGAGAGAGGAAGCCUCACAGUGCUGCUCUGCGGAGAAAACGGCCUGGUUGCUGCACUGGAACAAGUUUUCCAUCAUGGGUUCAAAUCUGCCCGCAUCUUUCACAAGAAUGUCUUCAUCUGGGACUUCGUAGAGAAAGCAGUGGCUUACUUUGAAACCACUGACCAGAUUUUAGACAGUGACGAUGACGUACUCAUUCAGAAAUCACCGUGCAAAGCCUUCUGCCACUACGUGAACGCUAUCAACACCGCACCCAGGAGCAUGGGGAAGGACGGCAAGUUCCAGAUCCUAGUUUGCCUCGGAGCAAGGGAUCACCUGCUCCCACAGUGGAUUCCAUUGCUAGCAGAAUGUCCUGCCAUCACCCGAAUGUAUGAAGAGAGCGCACUUCUUCGAGACCACAUGACUGUCAACUCCCUUAUCCGAAUUCUGCAGACCAUUCAGGAUUUCACCAUAGUCUUGGAAGGGUCUCUAAUCAAAGGAGUAGAUGUAUAAACCAGCUGACAGAAACUCUUCAUCCUACCCCUGGCUCCUGAACCCUCCCCAAUCAUGGGACCUAUUUGGACUGGUCUGACGUUAGUGAGCACUGCCUGGGCAGUACUCUGGAAGCCCAGUUUGAACAAUCUCCACUCUGCACACAAGGCAAAGUGCUGUAUUGUAGUUCAUUUGAACCUGAAAUUUAGUAUAAAACAGAGUAUUUUCAUGUGUUAGAUGUGUGUAAAUAUGCUAUCUUUAAGAAAUUAUAUUACUCUAAUAAGAUACUUUUCUUAGAUUGAAUAUUCCUGUGACUUAAAAUAAGUAGCUUAAACACAUCGGGGGUGGGAGAGUGGUGCUAGUCGGGAAGAGGCCGGCAAAUGUGUAAAUAGGGCAGCCAUGCGUCCUGGAGUUCCAUCCUGUGUGUGUGGUGUAUACAGCUUUACAUACUGUACAGUAGUCCUCAUUAUACCUUUAAGUUUAAACUGUUUAAUUCGUGAAUUAUGAGUCACUUCUUCAGUUUGGGGAAAGUUUUUCAAUUGGUACAAGUAAAAGAUAAAAUAAGUAUUUUAAAUACCAGACCUCAGCAGGGCUUGGUGGCUCCCACCUUUAAUCCCAGCACUGGGGAGGCAGAGGCAAGUGGAUCUUUCUGAGUUGCAGGCCAGACAGAACUACAUAGUGAGACCCUGCCUAAGAACACAAGUACACACGUACACACAGCAAAUACCAGAUCCCAAGAGCUUGGCUAAUUGGAAAUAAAACACAAGAAGCCCUGAGAAGUGUAUUUAAGUGUGGGAUUAUAGCUUCUUUACUUUGCAAAGAUUAGCAUAAAGCAGCUUCAUUCUUGGGAUUGUUAUUACUGUCGUGUGAGAGUACCUUGGAGAUAAUGAAUUUCAGUAUUAGCCAUAUAGUCAUAAUAACUGCAAAAAACAGUUGUUACUCAGUACUUUCAACUUGGCCAUCUAAACUCUGUAACCAGAGUUAGACUACCAGCCCUGUCUUUGUUAGGUUCCAGCCACCCCCUCCGCCUGCCCCAUCCCCCCUCAGGAAAUGGAAGGAAUGUGGAAGAAGGGAGGGGUCUCUGUGUGAUUUCGAAUGCUUUUGUGAAAGUAUUUGUUGACCAUGAUAAUGCAAAUAACAGAAGCAGAGAGAAAGAAUGAAGCCUUUCUGGGUGUUUCAGGGAAAUGUAAAGCAAUUGGCACAGAGAAGGUAAAAGGCUCUGCUGCAGACUGAGAAGUGAAACUGAAGGAAGAGACGACAAUGUAGAAAGACCUGAAGUUAGAACUUUCUAGUUAGAUAGUCUAUUUUUGUAAGCUAACUAAGUAUGUUAGCAAUUACAUAAGUCUUUAUCUUCUGGUAAGUCAGUCGUAGAUCUCUAAUGAGGCACUGAUACCCUGUUAGUAGCAAAAUUGCCCCAGCAGACCUCCAGGUUUAUUCCCCGUUGUAGCUGAAAGCAGAGCGACAGCCUCUGAGGAGCCUUGUGCGAACUAAGGGUCCUGGGCUCUUGCCAAAAGUGUUGUUUUCCUUAUUUACUAGAGGAAGAAACGAAUAGAUCAGGGGCCUCACCCCCUUGAUCAGACACUGUCCAGCCAAGGAGCAGCUCCUGGGAAUGUGAAGAAAAGGGAAGGGAAAGCUUUAGAAAAUGGUUCCAGAUGAUCUGGGCAAACCAGAGAUUGUUUGCCUAAAAUAAAAGUGUGUCUGUAGUAGUGUAAGACUAUUCUAGAGGCAUAAACCUACUGUGGGAAACAUCCAGAAGCUAUAAAUGGUCCAUUCCAGGUUUUUAUUGUUCUCUUUGCCAUAGGGCCAUCGUCCUGACACUGAGCACUGGAUAGAUUUUAAGUUAGUAUGUCACAAAUGAGUCAUCUAGUACAGCUUCUUCAUUUUGUAGGUGGAAACAGAAUCAAAGAGACCUUGACAACACUGGGUUUAGAAAUUAUGCUUUUUACCACACCAGACUGCAUGAAUCCAACCUUCAAGGCAUUGUUACUUAAUAGUAUUUAUUCUUUUGAAUCUUCAUUUACCUGUACAGAUAUGAAGCAGUAUUCUUGUAAUACUUAAUAAGGACUGAUACUUAAGUUAAAUUGUUUUGUUGUUAUUUUGUUUUUGUUUGUAAAACAGGAUCUCACUGUGUAGCCCUGGUUGGCCUCCAUUGGAACUCCGUUUGUAGAGCAGGCUGACCUGGAACUCACAGAGAUCUACCUGCCUCUGCCUCCUAAGUGAGCAGAUUCAAGUGAGUGCCCUGCCCAACAACUGUUCUUAAUCUCUUAGACAUUACUUCUGUUGUAAAAACUGGGAGCAGAGUUGCAUUCCCACUUAUGUUUAAAUUGUUACUUAAAAAGUAAAAAAAAAAAAAGUUACCUAUAAAGUUUUCUUUAAUGUGCUAUCAUUUGGAUGGACUAGUGAAAUGACUGAUUAAAACUACCGUACAUCCUUUCGAAGGCUGGCUUCACCCCUUGGUGUAGCACCUGUUCACACAGCUGGGCUCUUGGGAGCUGUUUGACCGGCCCAUAAGCCAAUUCCUUUUGAAUUUCCCAUUGGUGGUAAAUCUUUGCCUAAAGACCUUAGGAUGUGAUAAAUGAGAAUAUUUAUUCUUCUAGUAAGUUUGGGGUUAACUAUUGCAAAUGAAAAGAAGUAAGAUUUACAUUGUGGCUUCUAACAAACUGAAUCAAUAUGAAAAAUGCUUAUAUAACAACAGAAGCAGAUUCCUCAAAACAAAUGCACAUAACCACCCACGCUGACUUUUGUUAGGACCAUACAACAGGCACCUUUCUUGUUGUGCAUUUUUGUUAAACUAUCACCUCAAAGUAAAUGAAAAUCAAAACUGUUUCCUUUUUGUGUGUGAUUGCCCAAAUCAUUUUAAAGCAAAUACCUGGGACCAUAAUUAAUAUUCCACAUAAGAACUUUAAAAUAACUUGUCUUAAAGUUAAAUUGGCAAGGCUGGAGUGAUGGCUAGGCAGUAAGAGCACUGCUGACUUGCAGAUGACCCAGGUUCAGGUCCCAUCUCCCACAUGGUGACUUGCAAUCAUGUGUUACUACAGUUUCAGGGGAUCCAUGCCUUCUGACCUCUUCAGUCACCCAGUAUGGUGAACAUACAUAUAUGUGAGCAAAAUACUUAUAAAAUAAAACAUUCAUAAAAUAUUUUUUUUUUAAUUUGCCCUGGUUGGGGAUGUAGUUCAGUGAUAGUUAAUGUAGCAUGUACAAAACCUGGGGUUCUAUCCUCAAGCAGGCAAAAAUAAAUUACCAAAAUCUUAACUUCUUCAAAAGCUUAUUCUCCAAGUAUUUUUCUUGAGUACUAAAACCUCUAAUCUCAACCUUUAUGUCACCUUGAUGGUGGCUUUACAAUGGUUUGCAUAUUAUAUGUGAAAAAUUCUCUAUGCUCUAGGAAAUGAUUCUCUGUGUGAGUAGGAAAAGUAGGCUACCAAGGACAAAGUGGAGCCUCCCAGCCUGACCUUGUUUCCCAAUGGGAAUGAAAACUUGAUAGAGGAAACCUAAAAUUUGCAAAGGUUGAAUUUCAUCUAAAAUUCAUUUUAAAAGUUUGUACUUACUGUACCUUUUCUAGUUCUGUAGGGUUUAUUUAACAUGGCAUUUUAAGAAAUGAUUUUAAAGAACUAUAACACUAUGAAAAAUACUAAGUUGCUUCUACUUCUUUUUCUGAGAGUAAGCACAUGUGUGUAAAUGUAAUGAAAAAUAGAUUGACUAUACGUAACACCUCAUGUGUAGCAUGUGAUAUCUCUAAAAUGUUUUAAAAUAUGAGGCAGUAGAUAGGGAAAUCCAAAUCCCCAAGAAAAUAUUUGACAGCAUUGGGAAUAGAGCUCUUCAUAACAUGAAAUAUCUUCUAAGAAUAAUGGCUUUUCAAUAGAUUUUUUUAUUGGGUAAUUGUGAGUAUUUUCUGUGAGGUCUACAGAAACUAACCUACCCUUUUCAUGGUGUUGAAAGAGCAUUCUGAACUUUACUUGUAUGUUUCAGUACUAACAUACCUUUAUUGACUGGCAUCAGACUCUCUUCUGCUUUGAUAAAUACUAUUUCCAAGUCUCUGUCUUUUUUGUUUAAUGGUUGGUUUGGUUUGGUUUUUUUUUUGUUGUUGUUUUUUUAAGAAAGAGUCUCUCUACAUAGCCCUGGCUGUUCUGGAACUCACAAUGUUGACCUGGCUGGCCUUGAACUCACAGACAUACACCUGCCUCUGCCUCCCAAGGGCUAGGAUCAAAGGCGUGCACCACCACACCUGGCAAGCAUCUGUGUUUUUAGAAAUCGUUGUUCCAUAUGUAACUGUUUAUUGAAUUAUUAAGCAUAACUAGGAGAAAGAUGUCCUUUAUUUCUAUUAAAAUACAUAUACAAAUCUGCUGGAUCAAACUGAAUUUUAAGAUUUUUAGAGAGAUUUGCUUUUACAGUAUGAUGAAAGGAAUCCAAGGAGGGGCUGGAGUGGAACUCAGUGAUCUAUAUGCUUAGUAUACACAAGGCCCUGGGCUUAACACCCUAGCAAAAGAGAACAAUAAAUCCAAGGAUGGUUAUACCUUCCCAAAUCUGUUGUCUCUUUCAAGGAUAAGGUCAAGAUUGACUUCAGAAAGACACAUUGAAGUAUUCAUAUUUGUAUCAGACUGAAAAAAAUUCAUUAAACUUGCCCCUCUUUGAAAGAGUUCUGUCAUAUCCUUAGUUAUUUAGGAAGGAGCCGUGCUUGGUCCAAUUACUUGUAGGUUGGAUCCAAUGUGUAUUUUAAACAAAUUUUAAUGUGGAUAGGAAUUGUAAGGUCAAAUGAGGAUGUAAAACAGAAAAAAAAUCUGCUACACUUGAACCACAUGUACAGGUACCCUGUGGGGUUUUUUGUUUGUUUUUAAUUAUUAUUAUUUCUCUAUUUAAAUUAUAUUGUUUUCCUUUGUAUUAUUAACAAUGUAUGUCAGAACUGGAAUUUUCUCCCCCCUCCCCCACCUGAACAUAAUAUAAAAUCUGAAGAGUAUUGUGAUAUUAAGCACUUUAACAUAUCGAACAAACUGACAUGGAUUUUUCAGGUUUUGGAGUACAUUUAAAUAUGACUUUUCAUGCUUUGUUCUUUACAAAUAAAACUGGGGUUGAUACUUU
Messenger RNA from Peromyscus maniculatus bairdii (prairie deer mouse), 9188 nucleotides. It is a transcript of the gene Dennd5b, whose product is annotated as DENN domain containing 5B. Lineage: Eukaryota; Metazoa; Chordata; Mammalia; Rodentia; Cricetidae. Gene Ontology annotation, molecular function: guanyl-nucleotide exchange factor activity; small GTPase binding. The record is from RefSeq and is a predicted model, not a curated record.